Molecule: messenger RNA, 2466 nt
Organism: Epithele typhae
Lineage: Eukaryota; Fungi; Basidiomycota; Agaricomycetes; Polyporales; Epitheliaceae
Product: nitrogen permease regulator of amino acid transport activity 3-domain-containing protein
Exons: 6
Coding region: 1-2466 (821 amino acids)
Biological process (GO): TORC1 signaling; cellular response to amino acid starvation; negative regulation of TORC1 signaling
Cellular component (GO): GATOR1 complex
Source: RefSeq, a predicted model, not a curated record
AUGAGCGAAACAAUACUUUGCAUCCUCCUCGUCACCUCCUCCGCUAAAGGCUCCAAUCUCGUCUACCACUGGCCCCCCGCACCGCAGACGAUCCCGCGCCUUGCGCGCCCACUCCCCACCCAAGACUUCCUCGCCUCCUUGGCAGACAAUCCCUGGCGCGCCGCGAACGGCGCAGACCCCGACAGCGCCGCGGCCAUGGAGGUCGCGGUGAAGGAGGCGACCAAAGGCGACACGUCCGAGUACUACUGGCAGCGACCGAGCGCGCGCAAGCCGAGGUCGGUCUCGUUCAGCCAUGCGCCCCCAAGGAGCCACCCGACCUCGCGGCGCGCGUCCCCGUCGAGGAGCGGCGACGGGCUCGGCGCGGACGGUGGUCCAUCGGGAGGCGGCGGAGAGGGCGGCGGGGCGGGCAGAGGGGGGAGCGGGAACCUGGACGAGUACGACGCGCUGCUGGGGUACCCGGCGGAGUUCCUCGCGCAGGUUCUGUGCCCGCAGAGCGGGAUGUGCCACCAGAAGUUCGAGCUCGUGGUGGACGACCUCGCGUUCGUCGGGCACCCGGUGUGUGCGGACGAGGACGGCCGGUGGAGGUUUCGCGCGGAGAAGACGCGGGGCGCGGCGGCUGCGUCGGUCGCGCGGGGGCGCGGGGGGAAGAAGGGCGAGGCGCAGGACGGGCUGGAUGGUGAGGGCGAGACUAGGCUUUUGACCCCGGACAGGAUGGAACGCGGGGAGGCGGGGCAGGGACGGAGCGGACGCGAUGAAGCUGGGGCGAGCGAGGCGAGGGCGUCGGGGAUGCAGACCUUCCACCUGGUCGUCGUGCUCGACCUCCCGGAUCCGUCGUCGUCCGCGUCGGGGAACAUCGCGCGAUACUUCGACACGAUCUACGAACAGAUUGCUUUCAACGUGACCGCGGUGUUGUACCAAGAACAGGUGCUCAACCACUAUGUGGAGGAGGAGUCCGAACGACUGAGCGCAUUGAAGGAAGACUACGCGAACAGAGGCGAGUCAUAUGCGGACUUCAUGUAUGAGGCUUUCAAAUGCUCUACAAUCGCCCCUGCGAUGAAGACUUUGUUUGAAUCUAUCAAGGACAACACCAUUGCCCGUAUCUCCCUCAACGACCUACCUCUGGAGCUUCAACUACCGCCUUACCUGGACUCCCUCCUCCACGCCGACGAAGAGAUCACCCCAGAAUACGACUACGAGGACCCAGACGGCGAACCCAACGCAUGGGGUCCUACCAUGAGCUUUGCUUGGAGACUCCCGGCUCUAACACCUUGGAAGGCACUUCUCCGCUUAGACGACGAGGAUGGCUACCAACUAUAUAUGCAACUGCGCUCCGCUCAGCUCAAUCCGGAGGAACGAGAGCUGGCAGAGCAACUCCUCAAAUUUCUCGAUUUCGCCUCAGUGAUGCUCAGCUUGGCCGAAAUGGCGAGCCUGCUCGACUGGCAUCUUGAAUCGCAAGUCUACCCAGCCGUCCGAUGGCUCGUCCUCCAUCGACGAGCUAAGAUCGUGGACGUCGUACACGGGAGCCUCAAAACGGUAUUCUCUGUCCCCCAGACAUUCCCGUCCCCUCUCGCCGUCCUGUCCGCCGAGUUCGAGCGCACCUUCGCCCACACCGACGUCCCUCCCCUCCCCAAGCUGCUCGCGAUGAUCUCCACCGCGACGCACAAGCAGUCCGCGAACCACUUCUACGCGACCGUCGUCGGCGCGAAGGACCUGAUCCCGCUCUACACCGACGUCGUGCUCUGGAUGCUCAAGCGCGACCUGCUCAUCCGCCUCCACCUCCGCAUCCGCAUCAUCGCCACCGAGCCGCUCAAGAAGCACGUCCGCAAGCAGUGGGAGGAGCAGGUCAUGCGCCGGCGGUCGCGGUCGCGCGCGCGCAGCAUCACUCGCGGGAGCCGCGGUGGGCGGGACGACAUCGUCGAGGACAUGGACGGGGAAGGAGACGACGACGAGAAGGCGAACUUUGCGCUGGAGACGGUGACGGAGAGCAGCCCGGUCGAGUACUGGGUGUCGCUCUCGCCAAAGACGGCGCGCAAACAGGCGCGGCAGCAGCCUGGGGACAGCGCGGGGACAAAAGCUAGGGACCGAGCGGAUGAGGAAAAGCGCGAGCGCGAUGUGGAGAAGCGGCGGAGACGGCGACGGGAGGAUGCGGUCGACGAGGAGGUGGGGUCGAGCAGCGCGGACGAAGUCAAGUGGGACGAGUACUACAACAACGGGGGCAACGACAACAUCGCGUCCAUGAUCAGCGAUCCUGCGCGCGCGACGCCGUUGGAGCGACGGUGGUUGGCGGGGAUGUCUGAGGGCAAAGACGCGCAGAUCGUCAGGCGGUUCGAGCGGAUACACCAGUACUUUGAUGGCAAAUGUUCCGACGACGAGAUCUUGUACAGGGCAGAAAUAUCGCGCAAACAGCUUCGAGAAGUUCUACAUCAUUAUGAGGAAUAUCUCCAAACAUUCCUCCACCCAUCUUGA